ACCCAUAAAAAGCAAGCACACACACACACACACUCUAAAAUCUAGUUUCUCUCUCUAAAAACCUGAACGCUGUUCUUCUCUCCUUCACGGCGACGGAGAUAACGAGGCAAACGGAGCAACCCCACUCACCAAUUCAACCUAAUUGCAGGAAAUUUUGGCAGAAAUCGAGGUCAGAAAAUAAACAGAGAAGUGAUUCGAUAAUCGGUGGAGUCAAGGCUGAAGAAGAAUCUCCUAAUUUUCAUCCUGUAUCAGUCUCGAAAAAUGGUGACGAGGAGAGUUGAUCUUCGAUCCGACACAGUCACAAAACCAACAGAGGCUAUGCGUGCUGCAAUGGCGAGUGCUGACGUGGACGAUGAUGUAUUGGGCCACGAUCCAACUGCUGCUCGUCUCGAAAAGGAGAUGGCGAAAAUAAUGGGCAAAGAAGCAGCACUGUUUGUACCCUCAGGUACAAUGGCUAAUCUCAUCUGUGUGCUCACUCACUGUCAGAUCAGGGGCAGUGAGGUAAUUCUCGGCGACUAUUCGCACAUCCAUAUUUACGAAAACGGAGGCAUUUCGACACUUGGUGGUGUUCAUCCAAGAACUGUGAAGAAUAACGAAGAUGGAACAAUGGAUAUUCAACUCAUUGAAGAGGCGAUAAGGGAUCCGAGCUUUGAGAUUUGUUAUCCGACUACUAGGCUCAUCUGCUUGGAAAAUUCACAUGCACACUCUGGUGGUCGAUGUUUGACUACAGAAUACACCGACCAAGUUGGGGAGCUGGCGAAGAAGUAUGGGUUGAAGCUUCACAUCGAUGGUGCUCGUAUUUUCAAUGCAUCUGUGGCUCUUGGAGUUCCAGUUCAUAGGCUUGUGCAGGCUGCUGAUACAGUAACAGCUUGUCUGUCGAAAGGUCUUGGUGCUCCUGCCGGAACUAUUAUUGCAGGUCCACGAGACUUCAUUUACAAGGCGAAGAUUCUUAGGAAGACAUUAGGUGGUGGUAUGAGACAGGUUGGUGUCAUAUGUGCCGCUGCUUUGGUUGCCCUCGAAGAAAAUGUUGCUAAGCUCGAAACUGAUCAUAAAAAAGCCAAGACUUUGGCAGAGGGAGUUAAUAAUAUCAAAGGAUUGAACGUUGACCUGGCUUCUGUCGAGACCAAUAUUGUCUAUUUUGAUAUUCAAGAGAGCUUGGGUAUCACAGAAGGCAAACUACUCAAAAAUCUUGAAGCGCAUGGAAUAUUUGCAAUGUCGGAAGGUCCACUCAAAAUUAGGCUCGUUAUUCACCAUCAGAUCUCAGAAACCGAUGUGCAGUACACUGUUUCUUGCAUCCAGAAAAUUGUCGGUGGCCUCGUCGGUGAAAAUGGUGGCAACUAGGCUUCGACGAUCAUGAUUUUAAGUUUUAAGUGUGUGAUAUUCAGUUAAACUAAAUUAUGUUUAAAUAAAUAAUGUGGUAAACUACAUAUGGAAACUGCAACUCUACCAACUGGCAACUUCUGCGUAAAAAAAUUGUGUUCGUCGUUUUAGCUGUCAUUACCAACUAAUGGCAACCAUUAAUUGUACUUGUUCAGCAUAUUCGUAAUUCAACUUAUUAGUACAUA
Messenger RNA from Erythranthe guttata (spotted monkey flower), 1565 nucleotides. The record is from RefSeq and is a predicted model, not a curated record. Lineage: Eukaryota; Viridiplantae; Streptophyta; Magnoliopsida; Lamiales; Phrymaceae.